Zootoca vivipara (common lizard) is the source of this 2272-nucleotide messenger RNA. It is a transcript of the gene GPR20, whose product is annotated as G protein-coupled receptor 20. NCBI's taxonomy places the organism in Eukaryota, Metazoa, Chordata, Lepidosauria, Squamata, Lacertidae. Gene Ontology annotation, molecular function: G protein-coupled receptor activity. The record is from RefSeq and is a predicted model, not a curated record. Gene Ontology annotation, cellular component: plasma membrane. Gene Ontology annotation, biological process: phospholipase C-activating G protein-coupled receptor signaling pathway; positive regulation of Rho protein signal transduction.
UGGCUGCUGCUGCUGCGGGAUUGAGUUGGCACUCUAGAGUAACAGGGGACCGCUGCCGGGCUGACUCAGGGAUCUGGAAGCAGGGGCGAAGCUUUCUCCAUCAAGCUGAAUAGACAGUUUCUAGUGCCUAUUCCACACUCUGCUGCCUGUCUUUGCGUCCAACACUAUAUUUAGAAGGAGGAGGGAGAAAGAAAGAAAGAAAGAAAGAAAGAAAGAAAGAAAGAAAGAAAGAAAGAAAGAAAGAAAGAAAGAAAGAAAGAAAGAAAGGAGAGGAGGGAACUGUUCUUCUUCUGGAGUCAUUACUUUCCAUUCGGAAUAACUCCCAAGCAUCUUGAAUGAAAAGCACCGAUUCCAUAGGUGCCUGUAAAACACUCGACCAUGGCACCCUCCAAUGACUCCACAGCGUCGUCCAAUUACACCACUUACAGCCUGUUCAACAAAUUUGUCCACCUCGAUGGAGAACUGUCGGACACGUUUUAUACCCUGUGGAUAGUGCUGGUGGUGAUCAAUGCCAUCAUUUUCCUGGUGGGCGUGGUGUUGAACUCUUUGGCUCUCUACGUCUUUUGCUUCCGCACCAAGACGAAAACCACCUCGGUGAUCUACACCAUCAACCUGAUCAUCACCGACUUGCUGGUCGGCUUCUCUUUGCCCAUCCGGAUCAUUAUGCACUAUAGCGCCAGGAACUGCCAGAGGUGCGCCCUGGUCCACAUCUUCACCUACUUCGUCAACAUGUAUUGCAGCAUCCUCUUCCUCACCUGCAUCUGCAUCGACCGGUACCUGGCCAUUGUCCAGGUGGAAGCCUCCCGCCGGUGGAGGAACCCCAACUACGCCAAAGGCAUCUGCAUUUUCAUCUGGGUCUUUGCCACGGUGGUCACCUUCUCCAUCCUCACCAUGGCCAUGCAGUUCUCGGAGUGCUGCAUCGCCCAGAUCUUGCCCCUCAUGGUCUGCGAGUACUUCUUCCCCCUUGUCAUCAUCACCUUCUUCACCACCAGGAUCAUGUGUGCCCUCUCCAAGCCGACGCUCAUGCACCAGAGCCGCGAGAGGCGGAUGAGGGCAGUGCAGCUCCUCAUCACGGUCCUCAUCAUCUUCAUGAUCUGCUUCACUCCUUUCCACGUGCGCCAGCUGGCCAUCUCCAUCAACCCGGCCAUGCCCAAUGACAUCAGCUUGGUCGUCUACCACGUGACCGUCACCUUGAGCAGCCUCAACAGCUGCAUGGACCCCAUCGUCUACUGCUUUGUCACCAACAACUUCCAGUCAACCAUGAAGAACAUCUUCAGGAAGUCUGAGCCUGAGCAGACCAGUGGAGACAUCAUCAGCGUAAACAAGGGCUCGGGCUCAAAUGCCAUAAUGGCCUUCUCAAACGCUGUAGGGACCCCUUUGGCCCUGCCCUCACCAAAAAGUACAGCAAGCUCCUAAAGACUGGUACGUCCCCAUGUACAUUGUUGUAAAUGUCAGAAUAUGUGACACUAUUCUCUUUCCUAAGAGUAAUUUAGACCAUCACAUUGACCUUCAUCAAAUAUGAAGCAACACUCCAUGGGUUCUCCAGUGGCACAUCUGUUCAAGAAUGGCAGGCUGGUUUUCUCUUGUGGGAAUUAUAUGGUGAGGUCUCCACUUCAUUGCCAGUUCCUGGGUUUGCACCCCAGGACGGAGUCUGCAUCCCGACUUUGCAGCACCAGCUCCCUCAACCUGGGAACCACAGAGCAAAGGACACUCGCAGCUACAUAUUUUGGCAGGUCUGUCCACUUCUCCACAAUCACUUGGAGAGAACUUGAAACACAGAAGGGUGUUAUGGGUUUGUUUUUUUUGGGGGGGGGGUUCAGAUGCCACUGCUAUAGACAGUUUCAACUAUGACAGAAGGAAAUGUUAACAAUGGGUGCUUCCAGACUAUUGCUAUGUUCAAGUGGAAUUCAGCCAUGGACCAGCAAAUUUCAGUUGAUUUGGCACUCUUAUGCAGCAAACCCACUUUUCUCUCCAAAAUCGUUAGUUUUAUGCAAUAAGGAGAUUGAUGGGAAAAUGCAGUGGAGAGUGUGAGAUAACAAUGGUUUUAUGCGAUGUUUGUACAAUCGCCUCACAAACAAAUCAGAAUGGAUGCUCAAUAAACAGUCACUGUGGUCUCACCAUCCGACAAACUUUGCACAAAUAUAUCAGAAUGGAUGUUGUCUGUAAGCAACCAAUGAUUUGGAACUUUGAAGGAUAAUAAUAAAGGAGAUGAACAAUUUUGAGAAAUUGGUGGUGGCAUUAUUAUUAUUAAUGUGUAUACCAAUGGAAUGCA